This is a messenger RNA of Trematomus bernacchii (emerald rockcod), 3054 nucleotides long. RefSeq names its product synapsin-3-like. Gene Ontology annotation, cellular component: synaptic vesicle; synaptic vesicle membrane. Gene Ontology annotation, molecular function: ATP binding. Gene Ontology annotation, biological process: neurotransmitter secretion. Bases 179 to 1030 code for a protein of 283 amino acids. The record is from RefSeq and is a predicted model, not a curated record. The transcript has 10 exons. NCBI's taxonomy places the organism in Eukaryota, Metazoa, Chordata, Actinopteri, Perciformes, Nototheniidae.
CACGCCUACAGCAUGGUCCCAGGUGAGGACUUCAGGAACCUCGUGAUUGGUUUGCAUUUCGGCGGCGUCCCGAGUAGCAACUCCCUCUUCUCCAUCUACAACUUCUGCAGCAAGCCCUGGGUGUUUUCUCAGAUGAUAAAGCUCUACCACUCUCUCGGCCCUGAGAAAUUCCCCCUGAAUGAACAAACCUUCUACCCCAACCACACACAGAUGGUCACACCCCCCCCCCUGCCCUCUGGUGGUCAAGAUGGGCCACGCUUACGCUGGAAUGGGAAAGAUCAAAGUGGAGACCCCGCAGGACUUCCAGGAUAUCACCAGUGUUGUGGCUCUGGCAGGGACCUACGCCACCACCGAGCCCUUCGUCCAGUCCAAGUACGACAUCCGCAUCCAGAAGAUCGGAAACAACUACAAGGCCUACAUGAGAACGUCCAUCUCUGGUAACUGGAAGGCGAACACAGGCUCUGCCAUGCUGGAACAGAUCGCCAUGACGGACAGAUACCGGCUGUGGGUGGACUCUUGCUCCGAGAUGUUUGGGGGUCUAGACAUCUGCGCAGUGAAGGCCGUCCACGGGAAGGACGGCAACGACUAUAUCAUCGAGGUGAUGGACAGCUCCAUGCCUCUGAUUGGUGAACACGUGGAGGAGGACAGACAGCUGAUCACAGAGCUGGUCCUCAACAAGAUGGCCGAGUUGCUGCUGGGGGUCUCCACUCCUCAGCCCUCUGCUGUCAAGACCACUCAGCCCAGACGAGGGGGACAACGAUCUGCUUCCGCUUCUCCAUCUCAGUCGGCCCAGGGCUCCCCUCAGAGAGCCCGCUCAGCCUCCACCUCCCCCAGCCAGGCCUUCCAGCCCGGGCCCAUCCCUGCCGCCUCCGGGCCCGGAGCUCAGAAACAGUCCCCCCAGCUGAACAAAUCCCAGUCGCUGACCAACACCUUCACAGAGACGUUACGAGGAAGCCUGACCGACGACGAGGCCAAGGCCGAGACCAUCCGCAGCCUCCGACAGUCCUUCGCCAGCCUCUUCUCCGACUGAAACCCCCCUAGAAGCUUCCUCUUUCUGUCUGUGGUCAGGUUUGGGAAAAAAGCCCCACUGGUUCAUCUCUAAUGGAGUAUCCCUGCUCCACAUAGCUCAGCUUCCUUUUCUCUCCUUCUCAAUAUUGUGACGUUUAACACCUGGUGCAACCCGCUGUCGUCAGAUCAGUCAUUCAUCUAUCACUAGAAAGGCCAACAGGUACUGGGGGGGACCACAAAGGCUAAGAAUCCACAUCCACCACAGUGCAGAAUCAAACUCAUGAUGAUUAUGUCUGUUUUAUCUCUGCUGUAAUGCCAGUUAUGAACAUAUACAGAAAUAGAUCAAUAUAAACAUCAGUCCUCCUUAUACCCAUAAUCCUUUCUGUUUUCAUACAACAGCACUGAUGUGAAUGCCUCCUAGGGUUAGGACAGCAGUCAGCUGAUGGCUUAUCCUUUCUAGUGGUAAAUAAUAAUUGUAAAUAAUCAUAAUCUAGCUCAUAAUGCUUGGUAUUUAUAGUCGUUAUUCUACAUUCUGUUUGUCCAACCAGUGAAACUGUUCUUUAUUGCUCAUGUUUUAUCGGUUUGAAUAUAUAUUUACGAAAUGAAAUGAAUUCUAACUACUUUAAUUGACUCACAGCUUCCACACUGUUUGCGGAUGUAUACGGCAAUAUUCUUAUCUGAAGCUGUUCCGGUUAACUCAUGAAAAACUGAAUCCUCACGGUUCACCAGCGUUUUUGAGCAUCUUGCAAGCAGCCACAUUUCAGAAAUCCACGUGCUGUAGACACACAUUGGCUUACGUUGUGACUCCACAUUACCAAAGUGCUUUUGAAAAAAAAUAAAGAAAAUCCCCCAUGCACUGGGUCCAGAAAACAGUCCCACAGCGCAGCAUCCUUUGAGCUUGUGAUUUCACGAGGUGCAAAACGCUGACCUGCCUUCCAGCCGCCGUCUUCCACCACAGCGCAGACCCCCACCCCAGCUGCUCCUCUUUCUCCAAAUGCUUUGUGUAAUGUCUUGUGCUUUGUGAAUAGCAGCGUGGUGUAUUUUCUGCAGGGGAUUUGGAACAUAACUACUGCUGUGUGUUUGAAGGCGAACUGUGAGGAUGUGAUAUUUUGAGACUUUUAAUGUGCUUACAUUUCCACUGAGACGGAAAAUGUUUUAGUUGUGUAACAUUCCAUCUUAUAUCUAUAUUACCUUUUAUUCUCUACAUUCGAUAAUAAUUUAUCAUCAUUUUUGUGUUUUUUGUCAAAUGGUGUGUAUGCAUCCAAAGCAGACAUCUUCCUCCACCCUGUGUCGCAUCAGCAUGUAAAUGUUCUGUGAAUGUCAUACUGUAUGUAGAAUCUAAUUCAUAUUUUCAGAAACCAACACAAGAUAAUGAUCUCAAGUACUCUAUAAAGACAGCAACAGCAUGGAAACACUUUAUGUUAUCUGUGAUGCAAACCCUACUGUAAUUUAGUGCAAAUUAUAGGAAAAUACUAUGUAUUUAUAUGGCUUAGGUAUCCAAAACAGGAAAUUGACCAUCUAAAGUAUAAGCAGUUUUGAAUUUCAGUGUCCUUUAACUGCUUUAAAGAUGGGAUGUGCAAACAAUAUAGUGUAGACUUGAUAGAAAAUGUUUCACCAUUUUGAUUUAGAUUAAAAAUAGUACUAUAGUACCAUCUAUACAUUCUCAAUAUCCCUUAUAAUUAGCACUAAAUCAUGUCUUUUACAAGGUAUGUGAACUUUUUUCUUCUUCAAGGAUGUCAUUAGAAAGCCGACGUAAAAAAAAGUACUUCCUUGUUACAUCCAAUGUGUAACAGUUUGAUGUUUACAGGAGACUGGCGGUAUAUUUGGCUUUCCAUGCAGAGAACAAUCACAAUCUGAUAAUGUUUCAAUUAUUCUGCGUGAUCUGUGCUACAGACAUAUAAGAUAUGUUUCCCUGAACAAUCCAUAUUGCUUUAUAUUUUUUGUCUAAAUAUCCCAAACACGAAUAAUACCUGUGAGCAGUGCCCAGCAGUUUAAAUUGGGUUUUUGUUGAUCAUUUCAAAGGAUCAAUAUGAUAACAGUAAUUCA